AUGGCAGUGGGGAAACUCACAGUGUCUGGAAGUCCCACUGAGGCUGGCAGUAUGCAUCUGUACCCAUUUUCUCUUCUGCACAUUCUGCUUCUAGUGCAGCAGAAAGCAGGGGGUACCAGCAGUAUGAAUGCUCCAAGCACCUUGCCAGCCUUUCUGUAUCGGGCACUAUACACCUAUAAACACCUCUGGCAGCCCCAAUACACAGUUGUGCAGUCCCUAGGUGACUGCAGGCCAGCAACAGGUUUGCAGGACUUUUGUCCACAAGUAGCUUUGGACAAAAUUCAGGCCCAACGAAAGUUAAGCAGCACAGUCAAAGUGCUAAACACGGACCUGGAAAAUGGCUGUUCAAUGAAUAGCUAUCAGCUGCUCAGUGAUAAUCAGAGGGCAUCGGGAAUUAUUCUUAAUUUUCUGCGGCUCGGGGAGCAGCCGGCGGCGCCGCGACCGCGCAGCCUUUGUCUCAGGCCGCCGGGCGCGCGGGGCCCAGCGCAGCCAGGCCACGCGGGGACGGAGGAGGCAGAGAGAACGGGCAGUGAUGGAGAAACGGGAGAGGAGCCGGCCAAGCGCCACCGUCACCACCAUCACCAACCACCACCACCAUCACUGACCGUCGCCCAUCCCAGUUCCCCUGCCUCACCUCCCAUCUCAUAUCCCUGUGCAGUGCCAACUUUAUCAGAUCAUCUCCUUUUCACUGGGUACGACUUUGGAAAAGCGACAGAGUGCGCCAAAUUAGGAAUAAGUACAUCCGCUGUGGGACAUUUAUCUUCCCGUUUCCAUUUCGCCACCUCAAUUUUCCCAUCAGGAAAGGGGGCACAGCGGCACUUCAUUUCUCCUAAUCACACUGAGAUGGCUGGGUUGCUUCCAGUUUGUCCAGUCCUGUACUGGACGGUUAUAUAUGCUUGGUGAUGAUGAUGAUAAAAUAAUAUCUUCAUUAAGUUGGACAAUUGGGAGUUUUCAAACUUACUCUCCUUUGACUUCUGAGUGUCGAAAUGCCAGUAGCAAAUAGAAACGUAAGGAAAGUGAAAGGUUCACUAACACAAUACCAAGAAUAGAUGCAAAACAGGUACUUUUGUAGGGACAUCACCCAAGACAGCUGCAGGCAAUGCUUCUCAUCUGCAGUGUGGAAAGCAUCCCCUCAGUGCCAAGUGGCUUUGGGAGCGCCUCAAUCUGGAUGUACAGUUUCCCUUGGGGUUUUCACCCUACCUAAGGAAUGCUUUCAUUGCUGUUUUUUAAAAUUGGCUU
Messenger RNA from Saimiri boliviensis boliviensis (Bolivian squirrel monkey), 1239 nucleotides. The record is from RefSeq and is a predicted model, not a curated record. NCBI's taxonomy places the organism in Eukaryota, Metazoa, Chordata, Mammalia, Primates, Cebidae.